AUGUCUAUACGAACAAUCCCGACGUAUCAUUCAGCUCCAAAUUUCUCCAUACCACCGCCCGAUGCUAACGGGCCACUACAGCUCGGAACGCUCCUUGCUGACCCAAGCGACCCUAUUCCGCUGAAUCCUAUCGAUCGGAUCCCAGUCCAAGACGAUGAAAUAUUUCGAUCUCACCUUGUCGGGUUUCGAACAACAACGAAACGUCAAAGUAACGGAGAGCUGGGCAUCUUCGCGAAGCUGCUGGGACUAAAGGGGGCCGGCGGCAAGCUCAGCGUCAGUGGAGCCCGAUCCAAAGAAGAGCUCCUUUCCGUAGCCCGUCUCGACACCGAAUUCUUCAUCCCGUCUCUCGAAUACAUCAAACUCGCGAUCGAGGCUCCUGCCGUACGGGCCUUUCGUAAGGCCUCCCGCGAUCGACUGCCGCUGUUUCUGGUCACCGGCAUCAAGAUAGCCCGUGGAGCAUCGGCGUCGGUGCUGCGGGGGCGAGCUUUCGGCGGGGGUGUGGAGGCCGGGAUGCCCGACUUGGUCACCGGCGUCGUCGAGCUCGGGGCCUUGGCUCGGGGUGAAAGGAACGUAGAGAGUGAAGUAGGUUUCGAAGAUGCGUCGGAUUUUGUGUUGGCUUAUCGGGUAUCGCGGGUGAAGAAGAACAAGGACGAAGUAAAAGCGCAGGUGUAUACCAGAGGCGCUACAAUGGUUGCCGAUGAUGUGCAGGAAGUGGUCGAUAGGGAUGAUGGAGAGCUGGAGAUUAUCCAUGACUUUGCCUCAGAAAUCAUGGAGACAGACGAAAUAAUGCUUGACGAGACAGGUAUGGCCGACCAUGAACCUUGCAGAUGGGUAUUGCACCACAUGUAG
Trichoderma breve is the source of this 849-nucleotide messenger RNA. RefSeq lists its product as uncharacterized. The record is from RefSeq and is a predicted model, not a curated record. Lineage: Eukaryota; Fungi; Ascomycota; Sordariomycetes; Hypocreales; Hypocreaceae. The transcript has a single exon. The coding region runs from base 1 to 849 and encodes 282 amino acids.